Molecule: messenger RNA, 1832 nt
Organism: Mucor mucedo
Lineage: Eukaryota; Fungi; Mucoromycota; Mucoromycetes; Mucorales; Mucoraceae
Exons: 2
Coding region: 24-1751 (575 amino acids)
Biological process (GO): regulation of DNA-templated transcription
Molecular function (GO): DNA-binding transcription factor activity
Source: RefSeq, a predicted model, not a curated record
AUUUAUAUAUUUAUUGAUCUCGAAUGGAUUCGUAUUUGGCAAACAUAGACACUUACAUGAAGCAACAGCAGCAGCAGGAGAUGCUGAAGAGACAAAGAGAACAACAACUUCUGCAACAGCAACAUUUGCAGCAACAAAGACAGAAUAUCGGCUUACAGCCGUCUCAACAAAUGAAUGACGACUGGUUAAGAAAUAUGUCAAAUUUAUCUGUUGCCCCUGAUACUGCACCUUUGUACUCUAACCCUACACUUUAUAUGAAUGCACCUGCUAAUGCUGCUUUCAACCCUCAUGUCAUGUCAAAUAAUUACGCCAUUCCUCCUCCAGUCAAUUAUUUACAACCUACUCAACCGCCUGAAGGUUUUGACAUAAAUGGACAACCUAUUCGAAUCCGAAAGAAGCCGGGAAGAAAGCCCAACCCUGCAUCACCAGCAUUACGCAAGGCACAAAACAGAGCAGCCCAGAGAGCCUUUCGGGAGCGAAAAGAACGUCAUCUAAAGGAUCUAGAAACAACCAUUCGUAAUUUGCGGGAGCAGCGUAACAAUGCUACACGGGAAUUGAAUGCCUUGAAAGGAAAUUUAGAGUCUUACAAGGCCGAAAAUUGGUAUUUAAAGGGCGUUGUCUUAACACUUCAAUUUAUUUGCAUGCACCACAAUAUAAAUAUUCCAACUCAUUCACCCUAUCUAUCUGAAGAUGCCCUAGCAAAAAUGGCACAGACUGCUCCACAUGCUAUUGAAGCAUAUGUUAACUCUUACACAAGAAAUAAUUUUAACUUGAAAUCAACCAUGUCUUAUCAUUUCGUAGAUAAGGACCAACAAGACCGAGAACCUUCUGCUACUGAAUCUCCUCAUCCUUAUGAAGAAGAGCAUGAUGAAUCUAUGGACUACAAUGAGCAUAGUGAUGAUGAAUUUGACUCUUACUCUUCUCCACCUCCUCCACCACCACAGCUACAAAAGCAAGAAACUAUCAAGCAAGAAGAUAACAAUAGACUAGAUUGGUUAAACAAAUUACAAGACGAACCAGUGAAAGAAAUGUCUUCACAACCUCCUGCAUCUAGUUUAGAUGCUAUUCAGCAAAUUCGUCUUAAAUUGGGAGUCCAGUCAACAUUAAAUAACGCUGACGACCAGGCUGCUGCUAGAUUGAAACCAACUAUUCUCCAACUGGCUAUUCCCCAUGAUCCUCGUAUUGAUUUGGUACCUACACCCCAUAUGCGUGAUCGUAUGAUUAUUUUCAGAGACCAAAUGGAUUAUGAUAGAUGCUUUACCAUGAUGUUAAAUGAAGCGGUGUAUCACGGUGGGGAUCCUACCAUGAGUGAAAGUUGGGAAUUACCAGCUGAUUUCUUUAGUGAAUUCUGGUAUCUGACCAUUGAUUAUGAUAUCAAGAAAACAAACAAAUGGCGCCGUAAGAAGGGCUUGUCUGAUGUAGCGCCUGGCCCUCAACAACAAGAUACCACUAGAUCCAUAAACUGGCCUACCAUGAUGCAACAAGGAGGUGCCAUGGGUGAGUUCUGGAAUGACGAAGAUUUUGACCAAAUCGUCAAAGGCAUGCCUAGUUUACAACCCAUGAAUCAACAAGGAUACCCCUUAUCUCCUCCAAGCAAAUUAGCACCCAUGACGCCAAACAGCCCAUAUAGUGACUCACCCAAGUCAAUGUAUUCAAGAUUAAUGUCCGCACCAGAAUCAAGGCAACGGAUACAAUCUCCAAGUUUGGAAAAUAUGAUUGAGUUAAUCAAUCGAGACCUUGAAGAAAACUAAUUUAUUAUUAAACAAAAACACACUGAAAAAAAAAAUGCCUGUAAAUAGACAAUAAUAAAUCAUCACACUCAUAGUAUUCCA